Molecule: messenger RNA, 2856 nt
Organism: Pan troglodytes (chimpanzee)
Lineage: Eukaryota; Metazoa; Chordata; Mammalia; Primates; Hominidae
Gene: SLC35E4
Product: solute carrier family 35 member E4
Exons: 3
Coding region: 939-1991 (350 amino acids)
Source: RefSeq, a predicted model, not a curated record
AGGAACAAGGGCUCAGUGGCAACCGCUCUGCCUCCCAGCCCAGGGCUCUGUCUUGCCGGGGCUGGGACACAGGGUGGACCCCAGGAAGUUCUGCUAUGAGUCAGCUUCGAGUGCUCAGGGGACGGGACAGAGGCUGCUGGCCGGGGAAGGAUGCCGGCCGGCGGUACCUACUUCCGCAGCUGGAGCGGGCGGCGGCGGUGGAGGCAGAGGCGGAGGCGGAGCCAAGAGCGCACCGCCGCGCCCGCCGUGCCGGGCCUGAGCUGGAGCCGGGCGUGAGUCGCAGCAGGAGCCGCAGCCGGAGUCACAGCCGCAGCCAGAGCCGCAGCCAAAGCCUCAGAGAGCAGGAGUUGGAGCGCAGGCCCUGCUGGAUCCGCGCCUAGCUCGCCGCCAGGCACCGGCCGGAGCACGGGCCGUGGUGUCAGCUUACUGCCCGGGCGCUGUGGGAGGCAGCUAGCCCGCGACCCCCCGGGCCGGGCACCGCCAGGCGCGGAGCCCAGAUCGCCCCCCUGCCAGGCCUGGUCACGGCCAGAGCACGCAGGAGUUCCCAGGGUCUGGAUCUGCGCGCACCCUAAUGACCUGGGGACUGAAGAGAAAAAAGGAACGAGGAUUUCAUCUAAAAGCAUAACGUGGGCACUAGGCGAGGAGGAAAGUGGAGACCACCUGGCACGGGGCAGAGGUGCCUGGAGCCAACGCUUGAGCAUCGGAGACCCUGGCAUCCUAGCAGCCGCGACCUUGGCUCUGCCCUGAGCUGGAAACACAGCUUAGCUUCUAGACAUCGCUGGCACAGGCCUGGCACAAGUAAGCAGUGUUCUCACCUGUCUGAAACGGGACACGGGGUCGGAGGAACCAGGAUCUAGCCUGACCCCAAGCGGAACUCUCUGGUGGCCCAGAGGUCGUCACUGGGGAGCCCGCCUCCUGCCGUAGCCUCACUGGUGCGGAUGUGCCGCUGCCCGCCGGAGCACCAUGAUGGCAGGAUGACCUCAGCUGAAGUAGCAGCAGCAGCUGGUGGUGCUCAGGCGGCUGGGCCCCCCGAGUGGCCCCCUGGCAGCCCUCAGGCCCUCCGGCAGCCUGGCCGGGCCCGAGUGGCCAUGGCAGCACUGGUGUGGCUGCUGGCGGGAGCCAGCAUGUCAAGCCUCAACAAGUGGAUCUUCACAGUGCACGGCUUUGGGCGGCCCCUGCUGCUGUCGGCCCUGCACAUGCUGGUGGCAGCCCUGGCAUGCCACCGGGGGGCACGGCGCCCCAUGCCAGGCGGCACUCGCUGCCGAGUCCUACUGCUCAGUCUCACCUUCGGCACUUCCAUGGCCUGUGGCAACGUGGGCCUAAGGGCUGUGCCCCUGGACCUGGCACAACUGGUCACUACCACCACACCUCUGUUCACCCUGGCCCUGUCGGCACUGCUGCUGGGCCGCCGCCACCACCCGCUUCAGUUGGCCGCCAUGGGCCCGCUCUGCCUGGGGGCCGCCUGCAGCCUGGCUGGAGAGUUCCGGACACCCCCCACUGGCUGUGGCUUCCUGCUCGCAGCCACCUGCCUCCGCGGACUCAAGUCGGUUCAGCAAAGUGCCCUGCUGCAGGAGGAGAGGCUGGAUGCGGUGACCCUGCUUUACGCCACCUCGCUGCCCAGCUUCUGCCUGCUGGCGGGUGCAGCCCUGGUGCUGGAGGCUGGCGUCGCCCCACCGCCCACUGCUGGCGACUCUCGCCUCUGGGCCUGCAUCCUGCUCAGCUGCCUCCUGUCUGUUCUCUAUAACCUGGCCAGCUUCUCCCUGCUGGCCCUCACCUCUGCCCUCACCGUCCACGUCCUGGGCAACCUCACCGUGGUGGGCAACCUCAUCCUGUCCCGGCUGUUGUUUGGCAGCCGCCUCAGUGCCCUCAGCUACGUGGGCAUCGCACUCACUCUUUCAGGAAUGUUCCUUUACCACAACUGCGAGUUCGUGGCCUCCUGGGCUGCCCGUCGGGGGCUGUGGCGGAGGGACCAGCCCAGCAAGGGUCUUUGAGACCUGGGGGAUCUCAGGAGCCACCUGGGAUGGCCCUGGCCUGAAUCCAGCCUCCGCUGUGGCCAUAGAAAGGAAUGGAGAACAGGGCUGGGCAUGGUGGCUCACGCCUAUAAUCCCAGCACUUCCAGAGUCCGAGGUGGGUGGAUCACCUGAGGCCAGGAGUUCGAGACCAGCCUGGCUAACAUGGCAAAACCUCAUCUCUACUAAAAAUAGAAAAAUUAGCUGGGCAUGGUGGCGCAUGCCUAUAGUCCCAGCUACAUGGGAGGCUAAGGUGUGAGGAUCACUUGAGCCCUGGAGAUCGAGGCUGCAGUAAGCCAAGAUCGCAUGCUACUGCACUCCAGCCUGGGAGACAGAGCGAGACUCUGUCUCAAUUAAAAAAAAAAAAAAAGUGGAGAACUGGCAGUGACCUCUACUGGGGGCCAUGGCAAGGAGGAAAGCCUUCUGGAAGGGCUGCCUUGGAGAUUGGAAUGGGGACUCCCAGAGAGACCUGCGUUCCAUCCCUGCCUGCCUCACCCCUGCCGCAGACUCUGCUCACCACUGGAUGGUGGGUCCAAGCCUGGCACAGUCCCUGUGCUUGUCAGAGUCAUUAUUAUGAUUAAUAUCAAUUACGAUGCCAAAAAUUGCUGGGCAAACUUUGAAGACCUCAACUUGUUACAAUGACGAUGAUGAUGAUUCUUGGCGGUUACACAAUCCUUCCUCCUGGCGGGGAGGCAGCUAGGAGGCCCAGCAGGGGGGGCUUCUAUGCUGUUGGGCUCCCCUAGGGAGUUGGGGUAGUCUGUGCCAACUCCAGGCAGCUGCUGUGGCCUCACCCCUGGGCCCCCCAAUUUUGGGUCAUCCAUCCUCAAAUACACUAUUUUUGCUUGUA